CGGAGCGUAGCAACAGUCAGUUGCCUCUAGGAGCAGCGACCCGAGCGAUCGUGAAGAGAAGUGCACUGAAGAAGCACAUUGUGUGUUGUUAGUUGUGUUUGGAGUGUCAAGGUGUUAUAACGAAAACCAAUGUCCUCCAACGUUGUCCAGUACCUCUCGAGAAAGUGUUUCUACUUGUGCUGUGAGUGUCUGGAUGUAGGAUACGCUCCUGUUUUCCGACAUAAUUCGGAUAUUUGAUGCGAGUGAUUUUGUAUAUGAGUGUUGUACGUUAGCAUGCCACUUUCUCGGACGAAAUCGCUGAUCUCGAAUGGGACGAAUAUCUCACCCAGCAAUGAGUCCUUCCUACCCCAGAUAACGACUAAAAAUGGCUCUAAUAUAUGUUCCGACAAAAACGGAUCAAUAUCGAGAUACAAACCAGAAAUUCGGGUGUUUCAAAAUGGCGUCUCGGAUAACUCAGUUCAGUCGGACGUACGUCCCAACUCCAACGGCAGCAAUGAUCAGCUCAGCAAUAAAAACUCCAAACUGCAGAAGAAUCUUGGCGCUUCUCCGCAACAGGUAAUGAAAUUGUAUAUGCACAAACUCACUCCUUACGAGCACCACGAGAUAUUCUCCUACCCACAAGUUUACUUUAUAGGCGCGAACGCCAAGAAGCGUCUAGGCGUCAUAGGGGCCGCAAACAACAGUGGAUACGACGAUGAUCAAGGUUCCUAUUUACAUACACCGCACGACCAUAUAGCGUACAGGUAUGAAAUGAUUAAAAUUAUCGGAAAAGGCAGCUUUGGCCAAGUCAUCAAAGCUUAUGAUCACAAAAAUCAUCAAAAUGUCGCUCUCAAAAUAGUCCGAAAUGAAAAACGGUUUCACAGACAAGCUCAAGAGGAAAUCCGUAUCCUGGAUCACUUGAGGAAGCAGGAUAAGGACAAUACUAUGAAUAUCGUUCACAUGUUGGAACAUUUUACAUUCCGUAAUCACAUGUGUAUCACGUUUGAAUUGCUCAGUAUUAACUUGUAUGAAUUGAUAAAGAAAAACAAAUUUCAAGGCUUCAAUAUUCAACUUGUGCGUAAAUUUGCUCACUCACUAUUACAGUGCUUAGAUGUUCUGUACCGUUCUCGAGUCAUACACUGUGAUCUGAAACCUGAAAAUGUGCUCCUCAAACAACCUGGCCGCAGUGGCAUAAAAGUGAUUGAUUUUGGUUCUAGUUGUUUUGAGAACCAGCGAGUGUAUUCCUACAUUCAGUCCAGGUUCUAUAGAGCUCCAGAAGUCAUACUUGGUGGAAAAUAUGGCACAGCGAUUGAUAUGUGGAGUUUGGGAUGCAUUUUGGCCGAACUCUAUACAGGAUAUCCUCUUCUUCCUGGUGAAGAUGAAGCAGAUCAGCUUGCUUGUAUUGUUGAGCUGAUUGGGAUGCCUCCUCAGAAAGUAGUAGAACAGUCCAAAAGAGCCAAAACUUUUAUCAGUUCUAAAGGUCAUCCUAGAUAUUGCACUUCAACGACGCUUCCUGAUGGGACAGUAGUUCUCAAUGGUGGACGAUCUCGUCGUGGGAAAAUGCGUGGACCACCAGGAAGCCGAGAAUGGUCAACUGCUCUGAAAAGUUGUGAUGAUGAACUAUUUAUUGAUUUUCUGAAAGGUUGUUUAGAAUGGGACCCUGCUUUAAGGCUUACCCCACCUGCAGCUUUGCGGCAUGCUUGGUUAAGGCGACGUUUACCAAAAGCACCAGAUAAUCCAACUCUUAAUACAGGGUCUAAGACUUUGAUGAUUCAGAAUGGUUCAGCUCGAACUAGCAUCAUAGCAAAAAUGAAUACUAUUGGAGGUACGAAAGCACGAACAGUUGUCACAACAAUUGGUGAUGACAUGAGUGCUACUUUAAAUUCUCAUAGCAAAUUGCCGCAAAUUGGAAAUUCAGUUACUUGAUUUAGCUUUUAAAAUAGGCAUGAUAAAAGUAUAGUUAAAUCAAUUCAAGUUUGAAUUGAUCUAUGUGCAUUAUUGUGAUGCGAGUUUUAAUGUUGAUGUGAGCAGCCUGCUGCCUUUUUUUUGGAUUGGAAUUUGCAGGUAAUUUGCUAUUAGCUUUAAUUUGUUUUUAAAGUGAUUUUCUAUGUAUGUGAUUGUAGUGUGUGGUAUGUGAUUUGUUUACGACACUGCCAUUGUGAAAUUAUAGUGUUUUUUUUAUCUUGCAUUUACUUGCUCUUAGUUGUAAAGAAUGUGUUUUAACUUUCUUGUUUUAAUUAAGUGUUUGCAAGUCAAAUUUAGGCUGCAGUUUCAUGUUUUAGUCAAAAUUUUAAAAGAAAAAUCAUUUUUCUAUAAUAUGGGCUUCCAUAAAAUUAAUUAAGGUUUAUCUGGAAAAGAAAUGACAUUUUAUAUUUCUGUUUUUUUCAUUCUAAAUAUGCAUUAGCCUAGAAAAUUUUUAAUAAAUUAUUUAGCAUUUUUGACAUGCAUUUAUUGACUAUUAUGCUUCUACAAAAUAUCUGAGAAAUUAUUUGCUCCUUAUUUUAUAUUUUCAGUUUAAAAUUGUUUGUAUUUUGUUGAUGUUAAUUUAAAUAUUCCAGACUUAUUUUUAAAAUUUUCAAGUACUCUUAUUUAUAUUGAUAUACAUUGAUAUCAAUAUCAAAUUCUUUGUUCUGUUUUCCUUUAUUUUCCCUAUAUCUGAUAAGCAUAUUAUCUCGGUAGUAGUAAAAUUAUAUCCUUGUAGUACCUGGUUUAUUAUAAGGUGCCUGAAUUAUUAUUAAAUUAUAUAUUUAGGAAAGUAUUAAAGCAAUUAUUUGUUCCAGAAAUCAUCUUUAAUCCAACGAAUUUCAACUUUUGCUGUUGAGCUUCGAUGUAGAUUAUUUCUAGACUUUAUAUCAUUUGUAACAUUAUAUGAAAAUAGAUAAUGAGCUUCUACCCAAAAUGAAAUUUUUUACAUUCUUUAUUAUAAUUUUGUAAUUAAAGAUGAAAUCUCUCUAAAUUUUUGUAAACUUUCAAAUAAAUCAUAAUGAAGCGGGAAAAAAUAUUAAGAAUACUCAAUAAAUUUUUCUGAAUUUGAUAUAAUAUAUAUUAUUUCAAUAAAAUCCAUAAAAAAUCAGACGAUACUUUUAACUAUUUUGAGAUAGGAGAAGAAUAUUAUGGAUAUUUAAUUUUAUUUUUGUUUCUUUAAAUUCAUAGAGCAGUACUUAAUUUUUGCGGAAAAUGUUUGAUAAAGUAGUUUGAUGUUAUUGGUUUGUUAAUACAAUUUUCACAUUCAGAAUAUCAAAAACUAAUAUUCUGAAAGUGAAAAUUUCAAUAUAUACAUUCACUAGACAUUACAAUUGAAUCAUUAAAAGCAUGUAGAAAGAAACAGUUUUAAUAAUUUACUGAAGAUAAUUACAUUUGUCGAUCAUAGAUAUUAAUUUAAUUAAUGAUUAAUUUUGAUUUGAGAAGAAACCUCUUUGUUACUAAAUUUAAAUAUUAUUUAGUUUUUAUUCUCUUGCCUGUUUUUACCUGAAGUAAGAUAGUAUUUAUUUUUUAUUCAAACAUUAUCCCAAAAUCUGAUGGUUUCUAUUCUUUUUUCCCCCAAAUAUUUGAUACAUUAUGUACCCUAGUAUUCUAAAUAUAUAUAUAUAUUGGAACCUACAGAGCUCAGUAAGAACCAAGAAUCUUAAUUAAACUCUUGAGGGGAAAAUUUGCAUCCAGUAACUUUAUUUGAUUAUUAAUAAACCAUUGAAAAACAGCAAUAAAAUGCAAUGCCAUCUAAUUUCAUUUAAAGCAAUAUAUUAAUCACAUAUGUGGAAAAUUGAUUGAUUUUCUAAAAAUAGUAGAUGCAUAUUUGUGAUUGCACAAUAUAUAUCAAUCAUUUACAAAGCUGAAAACCAAUUAGCUAAAUCAUUCCUCCAUUAGAGUUUUUAUUUUUAUUUGUAAACCAGAGUUGAUAAACUAAGUUAUUUUCUAAAAUUAAUUCAAAGAGCUAUAAGUGAGGAAAAUGUGCUAUGCAAAGUGAACUGUUUGCGUAAUAUAGUAAAUGAUUAUUUCUGUAUUACAAUAUUGAUUCUACUCUAUGUAUUAAAUUUUUCAAUAGAAACAGAAUAUAAAAAUGCUUUUAUAAUUUUUAUUAAUACCUGAUACAUCAAUAUAAAAAAAAUCUAUAAAAGAUCACUUUUUUUAACUUGUUAAUAAUAUAUUUUAUGCAAUUUUUUCACCAGAGAAAUAAAUACCGUUAACUAUAUUGGCAUUUUUAUGUUGAUAGCAAUAAACUGUUAAUGCAUGACACAAAAAUAAACUAAUUAAUAUCUAAUUACAUUGAUAUUUCUGCUGAAUCUGUAAUGCGGACAGGUACUCUAGCUUAUUAUAAAAACAGUUCAUGCUUUUAAAUAAAAUUUUGCUCAAGUUUAGACUAUUAUAUCUUUAUAAUUUCCUAUGAAAAAUAAAUAAGAAGAAGAAAAAAAUAAUAAUAUAUAGUGGUUCUUAAAAGAUGAGGAAUUUUCAUCUGCUUAAAUUUAAAAUUAUGUUUUCUUUAAAAUUGCAUAAAAAUAUUUUUUAUUUAGUUAUGGGGAAUCUUUAUGCUUUUUCUGUAUUGAUUAUAUAUUUAUAAUCAUUCAGUAAACUUGCACAGUUAAUGAAAAUUGUCAGUUUUAAAGGUUAAGCAAUAAUAGCAAAGAUUGCUGUUUUCCUUUUCUAUAUAGCUCAUAAUAUUUGUAUCGAUAAUUGUGUGAUGAUUUUUUUAUUUUUAAUGUGAACAAUUCUUUCUUUCAUAGCUAUAUUUUUUCUUAUAUUUUUUUUAACAUCGCCUAUUCUUUUUAUUUAACUAGAUAAAUUAUUUAAAAAGUAAAAUACAGCUUACAAGUAUUAAAAUAUUUAUAUAAGUUGUUAGUAAUGUUUAAAUUCCUAAAUUGUUUAGUUUUAGAAGCUGAAUCUCUAUCUAGGGAAUCAAAAGUUUGAAAAACAUUUGUUUUUGUUAGCUUUUAUUUUUUAAAAAUAGUAAUUGAAAUAAAAAGUAAUAAUAAGAGCCAAAUUUGAAAUUAAGCAAGGAAUAAAAAAAGAACAAAUAAAACUUUCUAUGAAGUAUUUUUUUUAUUUAAUUAAAAUAAACAUACAUUCAUAUAAAUGAGAAUUAUUUGGUGCUGCAGUUGCUCAAAAUUAUGAUUUAUUCAAUUUAGACAGAUUUAAAAAAUACUGUAAAAUCUAGCACUUAGCAUUAUGAAGGAAGAGAAAUAGUCAGCAGGCUGACAUAUCAUAUGAUCAGCUGAAAUGUGUAGCUUGAAUAAAUAAAUAUAUUGUAUAGAAUAGUGUCAGGACUGAAGUCAUGUGCAUUAUUGUGCUGUAUAUAUGUCUGUAAAUAUGUAGUUUAGUUGCUAAAUUUAUAUGUGAUUGUAAUAUUUUAUAAGACUGUGAGUGAAGCUACCUGUGGUGAUAAAUUAAAAAUGAAUUAAUAACUAAAUAUUUGUAUUUAGAGAUGUUAUUAAUUUAAAAUAGAAUUCAAAAAUUGUCUGAAUGCCUUUUUUAGAGAAUAAGAACGUAAUAAAUUAACAAUUUUUUUUCUGGUGUUUAUUACAAAUGUUUAAUUAGUAUAAAAUAGAAGUAAUGAUUUAAGGAUACACCUAUUCCUUCAUUUUCAAGGAUAACACUUAAAAAAGGUUUCAAAAUUCAUUUUCAUGAAUUAUUUAAAGCAAUAAUUCUUUUUAAAUGGAAUUAAAAUAUUACAAAUUGCAAUUCAUUAGCUAUAAAGUGUUAAAAAAGGUACAUUAAACAGUGCCAUAGCUAAGUAUAUAUAAAAUAAG
This is a messenger RNA of Argiope bruennichi, 5720 nucleotides long. RefSeq names its product dual specificity tyrosine-phosphorylation-regulated kinase 2-like. The coding region runs from base 274 to 1905 and encodes 543 amino acids. The transcript has a single exon. The record is from RefSeq and is a predicted model, not a curated record. Gene Ontology annotation, molecular function: protein serine/threonine kinase activity; protein serine/threonine/tyrosine kinase activity; ATP binding. Gene Ontology annotation, biological process: peptidyl-serine phosphorylation; peptidyl-threonine phosphorylation. Lineage: Eukaryota; Metazoa; Arthropoda; Arachnida; Araneae; Araneidae. Gene Ontology annotation, cellular component: nucleus.